Messenger RNA from Trypanosoma brucei brucei TREU927, 192 nucleotides. Its product is annotated as nucleolar RNA-binding protein, putative. Bases 1 to 192 code for a protein of 63 amino acids. Gene Ontology annotation, cellular component: box H/ACA snoRNP complex; box H/ACA telomerase RNP complex. The record is from RefSeq and is a predicted model, not a curated record. Gene Ontology annotation, molecular function: telomerase RNA binding; box H/ACA snoRNA binding. The transcript has a single exon. Gene Ontology annotation, biological process: rRNA pseudouridine synthesis; snRNA pseudouridine synthesis; positive regulation of telomerase RNA localization to Cajal body. Lineage: Eukaryota; Euglenozoa; Kinetoplastea; Trypanosomatida; Trypanosomatidae.
AUGCACCUUCAAGUUUAUCUCGUGGACGGCAAACGGCAGUACACUUUAAAGAAGAUGGACCCGGAUGGGAAACCAACACUCAGCGCGCAUCCCGCACGUUUCAGCCCCGAUGACAAAUACAGCCGUCACCGUGUAACCAUUAAGAGACGCUUCAAGGCACUAGCAUCGGAAAAACGCCCAAAGCCACUUUAA